This is a messenger RNA of Drosophila obscura, 6430 nucleotides long. RefSeq lists its product as uncharacterized. Gene Ontology annotation, biological process: maturation of LSU-rRNA from tricistronic rRNA transcript (SSU-rRNA, 5.8S rRNA, LSU-rRNA); maturation of 5.8S rRNA from tricistronic rRNA transcript (SSU-rRNA, 5.8S rRNA, LSU-rRNA). Gene Ontology annotation, cellular component: nucleolus. NCBI's taxonomy places the organism in Eukaryota, Metazoa, Arthropoda, Insecta, Diptera, Drosophilidae. The record is from RefSeq and is a predicted model, not a curated record.
ACUGAGCACGUGUAGCCGCGCCGCAAAUUCCUGAAACAAAUUCUUAAGUUUAUUUAUUUAGCAGAAAGGAAUCGCUGCUGAAUAUUGACGGAAUUUAUGAUAAGCGUCUUGUCAACACAUAAAAAUGGCUAUACAACCGAAUCGGCGCAAGAGGAAACAUGAAGAGACGAACAUGGAGCAGCAGCAGCUCGACGAUGGCGAGGUAGUGGUGCCGAAGAAGAUUCCCAAGGAUUCCGACACGCCAAAGAAAAAGAAGGAAAAGGCGAUUAAGAUAAACGUCACAGCGGAAGAGCCUCCCAAGGAAAAGUUGGAAACACCUGUAGACGAUGCAGUAGAAGGGCAACAGGUGGAAAUGGAUGUUGGCCCUGCAUCGCCAGAGAAGAAGAAACGCAAGGAAAGGCACCCAAAGAAAGUGGUUCCGGAGCAAGGCGGCGACGCUGACCACGCUCUUGACGAAGCAGAGAUAAGCCCUGAUUCGGGAUUUGAGCCGGAGGAGAAUACACCAAAUUUUCCCAAUGAUUUCAAAAUGAUGAAUUUCCGCACCAAACUCCGUAGCAAUAGUUUCAUUACCGAGCUGCGCCACUUUCUGUUCAUGUGCCAUACACGUCCCAGGAUCGUGGCCAAGUACAUUGAGAAGCGAGGUAAACCCUUGGAGCUGGCCGAGGCCUUUGAUCGCAUCGACAAAAGCAACAUUUUGCAUGUGGAUUACCUCACCGAAGCACUGCAUCGCAUCGUGAUGGAAAUACUCAGUAAUCAGAAGGGUCACAUCGAGUCGGCGGCCCAUGGCUGUCGCUACUUUCUGAAAGUCCAUGGCGGAGUGCUGGAGAACUUGCUGCAGUCGUCGCGGCCCAGCCAUCGCCGCAAUGCACUUAAGCUGCUCACGGCGAUUGUGUGCGUGGAGCCGCAGCUGGGACGUCAGGUUCUAAACUCCUAUGACAUCCUCUCGAAUGUAAGCGUCAUGCAUCAGAUGCUGUCCCACGCCAAGAAUGACUACCAGAACGAGGAGACCGUCCGCAAGGCGUACAUACACUUUAUUUUGGCCUUUCUGGUCGAGGGCAAUGCGCUGCUCAUAAGGAACAUUCUGGAUCGGGGUCAGCUGAUUGGUGUGCUGGCCAAGGGACUGGUCUACGACGAUCAUGUCACCGUCUGCGUGGUGCUGAACGCACUCAGGCAAUAUGUGCUGGAAAACCCAGACAUACAGAAGACGAAGAAGGUCCUGGUCUUUGAUCUGGAAUGCUGCAAGUCCCUGCGGCGCCUCUACGACUGGGAGGGCCCAAAUGGCCUGACAGCUCUGUUCGGCAAGAAGCACUCGAAGGGAAAGCCGAACGAACAGGAAGCCGAAUCCGUUGCUGCGGCUGUCCAUGAGCUGCUGCUGCUCUUGCUCACCUCCCGCAAGCAUGGAAUCUGCUUCGAUGCCAUGACCCACUACCGCCAGAAGCAGAACAAACUCCAAGGCAAAGUGCUGGGCUCGCUCUACAGGCCCUACAGCAAUCCACGCAAGACGGAACUGGUCAUCAAGACCCUGACAGCGUGUCCCGAUCUGGGACGCAAUACGGUGCGCAACUUCUCCUGCCUGAUGAGUCCCAGUAGGGUGGCGAUGAACGACAUCCCCCAGGUGGCCCUGUUUCUGGCCCAAAUCAUAGAUGCAGUGCCCCCCAGCUCCCUGUCGGUCGCAUUCAACAAGAUGACGCUGACGGAUCUCGGUUUUUGGAUCAAGGAGCUGUGUCUGCCCAUUGAGGGACUACUCCACAUUACGGGCAAGAGCAUGCUGAACAAUCAGGACUUCAAACUGCGGCUGGCCGUGCUGCGACUGCUCCUCGCCAUGAUGAAGCAGUACAGCAACUAUGUGGGCGCCAUCGCCCUCAGGGAGCAGUCGAAGAAGGCGGGCAACUCGAUGCGAAAAUUCAAAUUUGAUCUGCUUAACCACCUGCUGGUGCACUUUCCCACCAUCGAGUCGAUCCUGUAUUCCCUGUAUCUGGCCAUCAAGCAGCAGAAUCAGCCGGGAGUGAAUGUCCUGGAGUGCCUGUCCAUCACUCUGGAUCUGGUUCUGCUCAUGUGCAAAGAGAAUCGAGCCUUUGUGAACAAAACAAGUAAAAUUCUUGAUUAUCUGGAGGUUCUGCGGCCGCUGUACGAGACCGAUUUCGAUGCCGUGGAUCAGCCCCAAGAGCUCGUCAAAGUUGAACUGGAAUUGAAGUCAAUCAAGACGAUAUUGCUGCUCUUCCCGAUGUCCCUGAACCCCCAGGAGGAGCUCUUCGGCAAGGUCUUCCGCUCGUUCAUCAAGGCCUAUAUGCUGGAGGAUGUGGCCAUUAAGGCAGAGGCCGGCAACAUAUUGAAUCGCCUUUUCCUCAACACGGGCCUGUUCGACUCCUGCAGCAACGAGAUCAACAUCUGGCUGGAGUCGCUCAUUGGCUUCGAUGCCGAGACUGUGGAGAACGUGGUGAGCAUUCUGCUGACCAUUCUGUGCCUCGACUGGCGGAAGAUCAAGCUGCCGGAACUGGAUGCGGCCGCGACCGAAGCCAUUAGCAGCGAGAACAUACGCAAACUGUUUGCCCAAAUCAAGGCCGGCCAGACGGUGCAGUCGUAUGUGGAGGUCCUGAUGCUCAGCAAGAUGAUGCCCCUGCUGCUGCAGGGCGUGGACAUUGAGGCGCCGUACGAUGCCUAUGUGGAGCAGGUCUUUGUCAUGCUCUUCCACUACCACAGCCAGCCGGAGCAGGUGCUGCAGCUGUACGAUGGACACUUGGAGAAAUAUCAUGACUACAUGAAGAGCUGGCUGCCCGGCAGCGACAGCGGGGAGGAGAAGCCCAAGAAACUUCCCGCUGCCAUUGCCCAGAAAUGGCCGCUUCUGAAGGAACUGCGAAAGGUUCUAACCGCUGAGGAAUCGCAGGGCUUUCAGCUCACCUUCAAGCCGGAGGAUGAGAAACACUUUGAGCUGAAACUGGAGGAGGGACAGACGAUGCCGCUGCACUUCAGCCUGAGCAAUCCGCGUCGCAACAUGAUCUAUGUCCAAGAUCUACUGUUCGUCUUCAUCCAAUCCUUGUCCAGGCAGAGUCUGACCAAGUCGCAGGCAGAGCAAACGGCCGAUUAUCUCAUCAAAUUUGUGCAAAUCGCCAGCCAAGUGGAUGCUGGCACGGAGGAGAUACAACAGGAGGAUGAUCAGCAGAAGCCCGAGACCCACACCCACCAUCUGCUGCAUUACAUCUACAACAGCCGCCUGGGACCGCUGCAUCCCACCCAGAUACUGAGCGAGACCAGCGAUAAUCGCUUGAACUACGUCAUCUUCUUGCGCCGCCUGACGGAGCAUUGCCGCAGUCUGCCACGGUUUGACAGCUUCACGGCCAAGUAUCGCCUGCAGCUGGUCAAGGCCUUGGAGAUUGCCUUGGACUCUGCCGUGGAGGAGCAUCAGCAGCUCAGCGAGUGUGUGGCACUGGUCGACACAUUCGAGUUGAAUGCCAGCGGCUGCUCUCAGAUGCUGGAUUUGCUCACGUCCAAGCUGCAGGCCAAGGAUUACGUGGCCAACAGCAAACCGAAUCACUACUACGAGCUGCUGCUGUUGCUGCUGAACCGACUGUGCCAGCUAAAGGAGCCCAUCGACUGUCGGAAGUGCUUCAGCAGAUUACUGGGCUACUAUGGCGAUUUCUGUGAGCUAAGCGAACAGCAGCUGGAACCCCUGGAGGCGGCUAUUCUCCAGUUCCUGGUCAACUUCCAUCACCAUCUGGCUGGGUGCGACAGCAGCUUCUUCGCCUGCUUCUUCACCUCAACGCGAAAGAUAAGCAAGUCGGCCAUACGAUUGGCCAGUCUGCUUCUCGAACGCCAGCCGCGACUCUCCGUGACGUUUGUCGAACUUCUGCCAGAGAAUUUGGAGCAAAAGGAACUUGUCUACCCGCUGCUGGACAUUGCCCUGUCCAAGAGCUAUCAACUGCCGCAGGCGCUGCUACAGCGCUGCUAUCAGACGUACAAGAACGGAUUCAUGAAGAGCAUCGAGAAGCCGCAGAAGGCGGCCCUCAUCUAUCGGGAGCACGCGGAGGCCAGUGCCCUGCUCAUCGCUCAGUGCAUGCCCAAGUCGGAGUGCCUCGAUUACUGUCAGAAGCAGCUGAAACUCGACUCGGUGGAGCUCUUCCAGAUUCGGGUACUGCGCGAGAUCUACUGGCAGGCCUCCGCGGCAGCCAAGGAUGGCAAGCAGAGGGGCAGUGUCUUCGUCAACUAUGUGAACCUGAACGUCCAGAUGCUGGCCCUAGAUCUGAAGAAACAGGCGCUUGAAAUGAGCAAACUGGAGCAGAUUAGCUGGAACUGCUACGAGUGGUGGCAGAGUGGGCAGCUGAGCGAGGAUCUGCAGCUGGAUUGGAGUCGCCUGGUGAAUGCCCCGCAAUGGCUUAACUUCUGCAAGAGCUGCCUGAAGUUGGCCCUGCAUUUGGGCGAGGACCAGCAGCCGCAGCAGGAUCAGGCAAAUGCACUCAUCCUCAAGCUUUUGGCCUUCCUGUGCGAUCGUCUCUAUGGCGACUACACGCCGGAAGCGCCAGAGGGGGAGGAUCCCACGCCAGCUCUGCUCUACGAAAUGAUCUGCACACAUUCAUGCUGCUUCGAUCAUCUCCUGGGUGCGGCCAGCGACACGAAGACACAUCUCCUGCAGCUAAUGGAGACUCUGGCCAGGAAGGGACCGACAGCAUUGCAGGCGUCACACGUGCCCGUGAUCCUUGGAGCCUACCAUGCCAAGCUCUCGGCUGCCGAUCGCUAUGCUUUGGCUCUGCUGGAGCACUAUGAGCGGCACGAUGUGGGCCUGGAAAAGUUCAGACCGUUCAUCUGGGGCGAGAGCGCCGUGGCACAUUAUGCCCUGAGAGCCGCAGACGAGGAUGAGCGGGCAAAGCUGCAGCAGCAGGAGACAAAUGUGGCCCAGGUGCUGGCCCUGAUUGUGCGCGAGACGAGCGUGUACACCAUGGAGAAUUUCCCAAUCUGGAGGAGUCUGCAUGCCAGCCAGCAGCUGCCCGAAGUUGAGUUCCUGAAUCCCUCGAAGAAAUCCCAGAGAUUCGGCGAUAAUCCACUGGAGAAAAUGGUGGAGCAGGGCUGCCACGACUUCGCCCAGGAAGUGCGACGCCUGUGCCCCAAGCGGGAGGAGAUCUACGAGUCCUGCUACGACCCGGCCUUCCUGCUGCCCCUGAUGAUGCACUGCUUCGCCCCCGGCUCUGUGGUGUGGGCCCGCUGGCCCGUCCAGAACGGACUCCUGGCAGUCAGCUUCUGUGCCCUUUCCUCGCUGGACAAGGAUAUGCGACUGGCGGCCGCCAGCUGCCAGCAACGCUAUCGCACCCACUUCGAGCUCUCCAAGUUCUACGAGCGUCCGCUGUGGUCGCAGGCCUACGACAACAUCCAGGCGGGACUGAACGAACUACGCACCUCGUGGCUCGCCCAGAGGGGCACGCAUGGCGGCACGCCGCGAGUGCCGCUGAUACCGGCCCUCUUCAUCGCCCACAGCUUCAACCUGAGCACGGAGCCGACGCAUCUGCUGUACAAGCGCCUGAUGCUGUACCUGCGGCUGAAGCAGAGCUUCAACUUCCAGACGAUACCCGACUUCAACGUGUUCUUCUACUCGCACGAACCGGAGCACCAUCAGUACCGCAACUUCAUGGUGGAGCUGCUGCGGUGCGGCAUCAAGUGCAGUGCCGAUCUCUUCCAGCUGGUCUCGACGAACACGUUCAAGGUGCUGCUCACCUUCUACACGUGCGAACUGGGCACGCUGGAGACCAGACUGCUGCUGCUGUCGGUGCUCUCCACCUGCGCGAAGAUUCCCGGCGCCGUCAAGAUCAUGCUCGAGCAUGUGGGCAUCUACUCGUGGCUCGUCGGCGUCAUCUGCCACACGGAGUUCCAUCAGUUCGACGUCAUCGAGGGCAUCAUCAGCAUCCUGAACAAUCUGUGGUAUGCCGCGGCCGCCUCCCGCUCCGAGCUGCCCAACUAUGAGAUCAUUCAAUCGCGCGUUCAUUCUCUGAUCCUGCAACUGCUGCCGCGGCUCUCGCCGCGCAUCUCUGUGCCCAGCCUCGCACGCCUGCUCAACGUGCUCUGGAAGACAUCCUCGGUGGACGGCAACCAUUGCCUGUUGUCCGCUGACGAGCUGGAUGUGCUACUCGAAUGCGUUGCGCGGCACUGGCCCGAUCAGCUGCCCGGAAUCCGCUAUGUUAAGAACUUUGGUGGCUCCGCCGCGUGUCCUCGCUCGGAAUACUGCGACUGGCUGGCCAAGGAGCAGCAGCUCGAUGUUCAUGCCGUGCUCGCCCUGUCCAGCCUGAGGGAAUACGUCUGCGACUGGUGGCAGUCCCGCCAACCAGCUGAGAAAACACUGUAGGGAAACCAUUUUAUUUGUUGUUUUUCGCUUAAGUUAAGCUACUGCUAUUGAAUUGUGUUUAUUGUAUAGGCAUUUCGAGUCUUCAGAAUAUAUAUUUGUAUGCAA